AUGGAUUUUUUUGAAGUUAUGAAGGAUAGAGAUAUUGUAACUGAUGAAGCAGAAAUAACAGAAUACUUUGAAAAAACACAAGAGAUACAAUAUGACAUGUAUGAAUAUGGUCAAAAAACUACUAGUGAAAAUAUCACAAAUAUUUUUGAUCAAUCUUCAACCCUGAAAGAGAGAUCUACUCUUGCAGAGACGGAAAGUCCCGAUGAAGAGUUAUACGAUUAUGAGAAAUUCAAAAAGGAAUAUGAACAGCAGCUGGAAUAUAAUAUAGAACAUGGGAAAGUAUUGAAUUAUACUGAGAAAGAAGAAUUAGAGGACAUUCCAAAAGAAGCAUUGAAAGAAUCCAACUGUACAAAAGAGGAGCUAAGUCAAAUUGGAAUUAAAGCAUUAAAAUGCCUUUUAUAUGAUUAUAAGCAUGUGAAGGACAUAACGCAUAUAAAUAGGAUUUUGGCAAGGACAUGGCUGGUUCUCAAAAUUUGGUUAUUAAUUUAUAUUUGUCUGGCAAUACCCUGCUGGUGUCAAAGAGGAUGGUGCUGCUGCUGUUUUCGUUGCAAAUUUUGUUUUCCGAAAAAAAGAAUUACAUUCGCGAAACAAUAUUAUGCAAUGAAUCCACCUGGCACUUUUGUGAAAGAUUUAAAAAAGGAGAAAUAUGUAAAAGAACCUAUUAAAUAUGAAGCUACUGAAUAUGAGUAUAAUGCAUAUGAAACAUUCGAAACUGCAAUAAGAAAUAUAUAGAUAUUAAUAUUUAUUAAAUGUUAAUUUUAUCCAAUUUUAUUAGUAAUUACUCAAUAUGAAUUAUUAGU
Messenger RNA from Cataglyphis hispanica, 800 nucleotides. RefSeq lists its product as uncharacterized. The coding region runs from base 1 to 732 and encodes 243 amino acids. Lineage: Eukaryota; Metazoa; Arthropoda; Insecta; Hymenoptera; Formicidae. The transcript has 2 exons. The record is from RefSeq and is a predicted model, not a curated record.